AAGAAAAUGGCCGCCUCCAUAUAGUAAACAACAAAACACACAAGUUUUGUAAAUAGAUGUACGAUCUACAUUUAUAUUUUAUUGAGUAUUUGAUACGGACACAGUGCAAAAUCACCGUGGUCGCGAUCGUGCAGUCACCAAAACUAUUCUUUUAUUUAAAGUAGCUAAGUCUCUAACUCAAUAUCAUCCAAACCAAAACAAAAGACUUGAAAAGUCUUCGACAUUGAAAACACGAGUUUUUAUUUGGCAAUUUAAAUCAACAUUGAUGUUGUGAUCUUACCGGGAAAAGAUGUGCUUCUGAUAUCCAAUAUCUAAGUGAAAAUAAACAUUUAACAAUUGGUGUACCAUAAUUUGGCAUAAUGUGUUUCAGCGCUAUUUGUAACAAGGGACUCGAAGCACGAGACUAGCUAGCCUAGACGUCAUAUUCCCCAAAUCAUGUCAAACAGUGACGCCAUAUUCUUAUCUGGAGAGCAUGCGCAAUAAAUACUAUCAGUGUAGACUGAAAUAACCAGACGCUAGAGAUUGCCAAUCGAUUGAGACUUCUGGUGUAUUUCGCCGAACAUAACUGAUUAGAAUAGAAAUAACAGUAAAACAGAAACAAUUGAAUAUAUUAUGGUGAUGCUGAGGUGUUUCAUUCAAUUACAAAAAAAUAAUGUAAAUAUCUUUGACCAGUAAGAAGAUAUAAAGAUGAAUGAACCCCCAUUUACAUUGAGAAUUCAUGUUGAAGGUGAUCAGGACAUGGACUGGAUGGUUCAACCUGAAGAAGUCACAUUUCAACAAACACUGGAGGUUAUUUCCCAGUUAAUACCAAAUACAACCAUAACAGCAUUUGAAUAUGAAGAUGAAGAAGGUGAUAAAGUUACAGUUAGAGGUGAAGAAGAAAUGAAAUCAAUGUUUUCUGAUUAUUUUUGUGAAUUAAGUGAGGAAGAUUUAGCAAGAGGAUUAUUUCCACCUUUAAUUAUUUACCCCAAAUUGGGAAAAACGUCACAAAAUAGGAAUAUUCAUGGUUUGAAGAUCAAGACAACGAAACAAGAAUCAACAGGUGAUCAGGAGAUGGCAACAGCAGAAGCAGAACCAACCAAAAUAGAAAGUACAAGUCAGUCAAAUAAUAGUAUAGAACAGAUCUUAUCUUGUGGAAAUAUUAAAGAAGAUGAUUUACAGCAUAUGGAAGUAUUAGGUUCUGGCAAUGGUGGACAAGUCAAUAGAACUAUUCACAAACCCACUAAAUUGAUGAUGGCAGUCAAGAUUAUAAAAUUAGAUUUGACACCAACAGUUCAGAAACAGAUUUUAUUAGAGAUGGAAAUAUUACAUAAGUGUAAUUCAGCAUCUAUUAUUGCUUUUUAUGGUGCCUUCUUUACUGAAAAUAGAAUAUCUAUAUGUACAGAAUAUAUGGAUGGUGGAUCUUUAGAUAGAUAUAUACCUAUUCCUGAAAAUGUAUUAAGUGCCAUGUCAGCACAUAUUAUAAACGGUUUAAUUUACAUGUGGAAUCUUAAAAUCCUUCACAGAGAUAUUAAACCAUCCAAUAUUUUAGUAAAUACUGCUGGUCAGGUUAAACUAUGUGAUUUUGGUGUUAGUACACAGUUGGUAAAAUCUAUAGCUACAACAUUUGUUGGUACCAAUGUUUACAUGGCUCCAGAGAGAAUACAGGGUAACCAGUAUGGAAUACCUGCUGAAGUUUGGAGUUUAGGUGUUUCAUUAUUUGAGAUAGUUACUGGCAAACUACCAUUCCCUUCUUUUAGAAUUGAUAUGACUCCAUUUGAGUUAAUGGGUUGUAUUAUUAUGGAGAGCCCAAUGACCUUACCCCCAGAGAAUUUUUCAGCAAAUUUUGUGCAUUUUGUAAAUCUAUGUUUACAGAAAGAUUUAAGACAAAGAUUAGCAGUGGCACAACUUCUAUCACAUCCAUUUACUAAACGGAAUGAAAAUGGUAAUGCACAACUAGUUUCAGAAUGGCUAAAACAGUUUUUAUCAGAGAGAAGUUCUAAAUCUUAGCACAGUGAUGUACAAUAAUUUAUGUAUCUGUUGAAGUGUAAUUAUGGAUAGUCAAUUGAUAUUGAUACUGUAUGGACUACAUGUAUAUUCUUUCUGACAAAUAUGAAUGCAAUAAUCUUGUAUCAGGUUUAGAUAUUUUCACUAUAUACUUGUGUAAUAUGAUUUUGGAAAUUUGGAAGUUUUAAUGAUAUCCUCAUGAAGUGUUGCACAAAUUUUACUGUGUCUGUGAAAAAAAAAAUUUGUUCAAAUUUACUAAUCAAACUUAGAGGCCAAUAUGUGAAGAACUGUCCUAUGAACAACCUUACUUGAAAGAUUAAACUGAAAAUAGUUUAUUGGAGUUAUUUAACUGGUUUAGAGUAACCUCUAGUAUUUUCUUCGUAACCAAGCUGGAAAACAACCAAAAAUUUAAGUAUGUCAGGAACUUGUUACUGUGCAGGUGUCUAUUUUAUAGACAGGUUUAUCCAGGUACAAAAUGUUUUAAAAAGCCUUAAAUUCCUAGAUAAGCUUAAUCAAAAUGCAAUAAUUUACCCAGAUUUGUGUUAACAUAUUAAUAAGAAGCUGCAUCAUGUUUUAAGUACAUGUAUUGUUAUUUUAAUUUAGAAGAUCUUAAACCUAGGGGAUCAGUUUGUAACUUUCAUUUGUUUAAAUGAAGAAUGUGAUAAUGUGAUUAAGAGAAAUACUGCCAGUAAGGAAGAAGAAUUUUUGUGGGGUGUUGUGGAAUAUAUUUAGUAAUUUCUUCUUAGUAUUUUAUUCACAAUUAUGGGUCACCUCAUUUCCAAAUAGCUUUUCAUAUGGUCUGAUCUUGAAUAUUAAUUAAACAUAUCUAAUUUUCACAGGUAAUUUUCACAGAUACAGAUUUGAUUUAUUAAAACAGAUAGUAUAUUAUAUUAGUAUGGCCCCCAAUAGCAAAGCUUUAAAUAGAUUGUAUCUGUUACUAUGGCCCCAAAUAGCAAACACUUUAAAUGUAACAGAAUCUUACACUUUAAUAUUAUUACUUUAAUUUAAUAAGUAAUAAUGAAGAGUGUUAUUACUCUUCCUUAAGCUAUUGUAAUACUUUUCUGAAAUAUUAAAAGUCAGUUUUUGGUAUCAAGCUCAGGUACGCUUUUAAAUUGUGAAAUUCAAGCCAAUUGUAAUCUGUGAGAAUGUUAUUAUUUAUGAUUUAAAGAUCGCAGGUUCGAUCUACUGUAAGGUAAAUAUUUUGCUUUUAAUAGAAACCAUUAAUGGAGCCUUGUUAUUUAUUUCUUUAAAAAUGUAUUCUUUUAAAAUAGCUAUAAUGUUGACUCCAUAAUAUUGUAAUGUAAUUCUUCAAGUUUUAUUGUAAAGGAAUUAUGUGAUUGUUAAAUAAUUGUAUGAAUAAGUGUAUAUAUGUACUGAAACGCAAUGAAAACCUAGCAUUUGAUUUUAGUCUAGUUUUAGAGAUACACUUUAAUCUUGUAUUCUGAAUGUAACAACAUCAGAUCACGACGAUAUCACAUGACAGUGAUGUUUUCACCAUGGUGUAAACGCCACACAGAUCAAUUUUCUAAAACACAAACAUUUGAUUUCAACAGAAUUGAAAUGUCGAAUAUCAAGAUUUUAUGGUGCAGACAUGGGGAUAUGAAAUGUGUCUUUCAGAAUGCUCAGGUCAGUACAACUGUUACUGUAUGCCUAUGUUGACACCUGAACACCGAGAACGCGAUAUUGCGUUAACUCAAGAGGCAAGAGUACCCGAGUUUCCGACCCAAUUUUUUGAUCGUUUGCUGCAGACACUUUCAACUAGAGAUUAAUUUGCACUGACGCUGUUCCUCGGCAACUACGCUCUCUAUGACUACGUAUUACGCUGGAGCAAUUCCUGAACUAUCCCUAUUCGAGCAGCUGUGGUACGAUACUAAACGUCGUUUUUUUCAGAAUCACCAAUGGCAAAAUGUUUGUCAGCUGGAAGUAGUAUUUAUCGCCUCCAUUGUGUGUCUGGAUACAAACGUUACUGACUUGAUUUUACCCCUUGUGCUUACGUUUCACUGUAAAUUUGUUAUGACCUCCGUUGGUUGUUGUUGAUUUUCUUAUGUCGGUAAAUGUCCAGCCUACAAUCAUUCCACUUCAGUUCGCCAGCUCUUCAAGGCAAAUCAUUGCGUCUCAGUACAUUAUAUGGUAGAAUGGAUCGUUAUUAUAUAUGGUGUACGUCUGAUCUUUUUACUGUAUGAUAAAUAUUUAUCUAGUCCCUGAUGGAUAACUACGAAACAGUUCAUUUUCAGUGAAAAUCAACAGUUUAAAUUCUGUGUCAGUCGUUCCUAUCCGAUUGUACAGAAAUUCUCCUCUAUGCAUUUGCCCACAAAUAUUCCACAACUUAAUAUUCGAUGUAUAGUAUAAUAUUCCAACUAGACCUAGUGCUCCCAAGUUGAUUUGUAAUUGCGAUGGACAUCAUUUAAGUGCUUUUGACAUUUUGAUGUAUAAAUAUAAAAUUAGUGUCAAAUGAUUCUUAAACUGUCUGAUAUUUUUAUAUACGUUAUGUAAAUGUACAAUUAAAUUGUUAUAAUUUAGUAAGAAUAUAAUUACUUGUAAUUAAAGUGAGUUAUGUAUAA
This is a messenger RNA of Patella vulgata (common limpet), 4547 nucleotides long. RefSeq names its product dual specificity mitogen-activated protein kinase kinase 5. Lineage: Eukaryota; Metazoa; Mollusca; Gastropoda; Patellidae. The transcript is spliced from 21 exons. Gene Ontology annotation, biological process: MAPK cascade; protein phosphorylation. The coding region runs from base 688 to 1989 and encodes 433 amino acids. Gene Ontology annotation, molecular function: MAP kinase kinase activity; protein binding; ATP binding. The record is from RefSeq and is a predicted model, not a curated record.